Molecule: messenger RNA, 1329 nt
Organism: Sclerotinia borealis F-4128
Lineage: Eukaryota; Fungi; Ascomycota; Leotiomycetes; Helotiales; Sclerotiniaceae
Source: the annotation of a GenBank genome assembly
AUGUCUACAUUUGGUCAAUAUUUCAAAGUUACUACUUACGGAGAGUCACAUUGUCUCUCUGUAGGAUGUAUAGUCGAUGGAGUUCCACCAGGAAUGGAGCUCACAGAAGCAGAUAUUCAACCUCAAAUGACCCGUCGUCGACCAGGUCAAUCCGCCCUUACCACUCCCCGAGAUGAAAAAGAUCGAGUCGAGAUUCAAUCUGGCACAGAAUUUGGAAUUACCCUUGGCACACCUAUUGCUAUGGUUGUCCGCAAUCAAGAUCAACGACCACACGAUUAUGGAAAUAAAACAAUGGACCUCUAUCCCCGUCCUUCCCACGCAGAUUGGACCUACCUCGAGAAGUACGGUGUCAAGGCUAGCAGUGGUGGUGGCAGGAGUAGCGCAAGAGAAACCAUUGGUAGAGUGGCAGCAAGUGCCAUUGCCGAAAAAUAUCUCACACUCGCACAUGGAAUCGAAAUCGUCGCAUUCGUCUCCUCCGUUGGCAGUACCCAUAUGUUCCCACCCUCCGCAGAACAUCCAUCUUCAUCUACAAACCCCGCCUUCCUCUCACUCAUUCAAGACGUAACACGGGAGCGUGUUGAUGAAUUCGUCCCCGUCCGCUGCCCUGACGCUGCCGCAUCUGCGAAAAUGGCCGAAAUCAUCGCAGAAUAUAGAGAUAAAGAAGACAGCAUUGGAGGAACCGUUACUUGCGUAAUCCGCAACGUGCCCUCCGGUCUUGGCGAACCUUGUUUCGACAAAAUGGAAGCCAUGCUCGCCCACGCCAUGCUAAGUAUCCCUGCCUCCAAGGGUUUCGAGAUCGGAUCCGGCUUCGGCGGAUGCGAAGUUCCCGGAUCCAAACACAACGAUGCAUUUAUCCUCGCCACAGAAGUCCCACCCCUCGAGACCGGAGCCGCCAAGAAUGGAAUUCCCCGUCCGAAAUUAACAACCAAGACCAACAAUUCCGCUGGUAUCCAAGGAGGCAUUACAAACGGUGCACCCAUCUACUUCCGCGUCGCAUUCAAACCCGCAGCCACCAUCGGAAAAGCCCAAGAAACCGCCACAUACGACGGAUCUGGCGCAGGCAUCCUCGAAGCAAAGGGUCGUCACGAUCCAUGUGUUGUUCCCCGCGCAGUCCCAAUUGUGGAAGCCAUGGCAGCCCUCGUCGUCAUCGAUGCAUUAAUGGCCCAACAAGCACGUCAAACUUCCCGAAGUCUCUUACCACCCCUCAAGAAUAUCUUACCGGCAAAACAUACGGUGGUAGGUGGUGAGGCUGCAAAGGAGAAGAUGGAGAUUCAGGAUAAGGGGGUUGCGGGUGGUAUUGAUGGGGAGAUUCUUAAUGGGUUGAAGUAG